AUGCAACAAACUUCGUUGGGGCUAAUCGAAAAGCUCAGCGAAAUACAACGAUUGUGGGCUUCACUUCCUAAGAACGAAGCCGUUGCUCAUCAUUUAACUCAAGCAUCAAUAGAAUGGCACUUUAUACCUCCAGCAUCUCCUCAUUUCGGAGGAAUUUGGGAGGCCGCAAUUAAAUCAACCAAAUAUCACUGUAAAAGAGUAAUAGGUGAAACGCUACUUACUUUCGAAGAAUUGACAACUCUAUUGGCUCAGAUAGAAGCCAUUUUAAAUUCUCGUCCGUUAUGUAGUGUAAACAAUACUGACAUUGAUUGCAUUAAUAUUCUCACUCCUUCACAUUUUCUUACAGGAGACGUGAUCCUAUCCCCUCCUGAACUACCUCUUACUAGUCCUGCUAAUAUACGGAAUAGGUGGGAUCUCCUUCAAAAGAUGCGCAAGGACUUCUGCAAAUCAUGGACCAAAGCAUAUCUAUCUUCUCUUCAAACCAGAAAGAAAUGGAAGAACACUCAGCCGAAUAUGAAAAUUGGAGACAUCGUCCUGUUACUAGAUGAUGGUCAUCUUCCAGGUUCUUGGCCACUAGGACAAGUGGUCGAACUUCAUCAUGGUACUGACGGACUAGUUCGUGUGGCCACGGUUAAAACUAAAAGCUCUAUUUUUAAAAGAAACAUUCAUAAAUUAGCACCUUUGCCCAUGUAUCAGGACUAA
Molecule: messenger RNA, 702 nt
Organism: Stegodyphus dumicola
Lineage: Eukaryota; Metazoa; Arthropoda; Arachnida; Araneae; Eresidae
Source: RefSeq, a predicted model, not a curated record